Messenger RNA from Hepatospora eriocheir, 126 nucleotides. Lineage: Eukaryota; Fungi; Microsporidia; Hepatosporidae. The record is from the annotation of a GenBank genome assembly.
AUGUUUUUGCCACAUUCUUUACACUUAAUUGCAUCUUUAUUCGAAAGUCUAGUUGUUGCUGAGCAAUGUAAACAAAUAUACUCUCUUUGUUCUUCUCUCUCUGUUAUGACUUGUUCUUGUUAUUGA